UAUAAAACCUCUUGGGCUCCCUCCAGCCACACUGUAGACCUACUGGAAACUAUAGAGACACCUGAGUAUCGCCCCACUGGCUGAACUAUCCCGUCACAAUGCUGUCACGAACGUUGAUUGUUGCUUUGAUCUUUACUUUGGCUGGUCUUGCUCUCUCAGCCCCCAUUACUGAUGGAACAGAGGGAGACAAUGAUGGUGCCAAAGAUGGCGGAGGCCCCACUGGCAGCCCGGUAGUUGCAGCAGCAGCUGGAGACUCUGUAGGGACCACAGAUGGGACUGACUCUAAUAAAGAGCUGGCUGGAGAUGUGAGUAGCAGUGAUACAUCCACAGACACAAGCAAUGUAGAUACCAGCGUGGAAACCCCAGGCAGUCCUGAUGGCCCUGAUGCCCCAGCUGAAGCAGCGGGCAGCCAAGAUACAACUGAUGCAACUGCAGAUGUGGAUAAGUCUCCAGAAGAUAAAUCCACAGAGUCUCCAGAAGAUAACUCCACAGAGUCUCCUGACAGUGACUCCACAGAGUCUCCUGACAGUGACCCCAAAGAGUCUCCUGAAAGUGACUCCACAGAGUCUCCUGAAAGUGACAACACAGAUGAAGCGCUGACAGACGUGCAAGCUGACUCUGACGUGACCAGUGAUGACACGGAGGAGGCCACGGAGACAGACAAAGAUGAUGACAAGAGUGACGACAAGAGUGACUCAGAGGAUGCAGAUGGGAAGGAUACUGCAGGUGAAGAAGAAAUGGUAGAUAAUGACUCUGCAGAUGCUGCCACAGACAAAAACGAUAGUGAUGAGGAUAAGGACAUUGAACUAGAUGGUAAGGCCCCUGCAGAAGAGAAGGACAGCGCAGAAGACAUAGAGACAGAGGAAGCGGCGGACAGCGACAGCAAACAAGACGACGCAGACUCAGACACUAAGGAUGACAAGCCAGACAAAGAUGACAAGAAAGACAGCACAGAUGACAGCAAAGACAGCGACAGCUCAGAUGACCACAAAGAGAGCAGCGAAGAAGAGGCCCGGAUUCCAGAGGAGGAACCAGAGCACCAGGAAAUUGAAGAAAAGGACAGUGAGAGCCAACAGGACACCUCAGAAGAAAACGACAAGCCAGACAAAGAAGAUGAGAAAGACAGCGACAGCUCAGCCGACAGCAAAGACAGCAGCGAAGCGGAUGUCCAGUUCUCGGAGGAGGAACCAAAGCAGCAGGAAAUGGACAUGAAGGACAGAGGUGACGUGGGGGAACAGCAGGCCAGCCCUGAAGACAACAUCGAGGAGGGAAGCCCUGUAGGGAGCCAAGAAUUUGAGCCUCUACAGGAUUCGGAGGAGGAGGCGGAGCUGGAGUCAAAAAAGGAGGGGAAGCUGGAGGAGGCGGAGAAGGAGGAGCUGGAUGCGGAGAUGAACCUAGACACAACAGAGUCCGACAGCAAGGAGGACAGCAAGGAGGACAGUAAGGAGGACAGUAAGGAGGACAGUAAGGAGGACAGUAAGGAGGACAGUAAGGAGGACAGUAAGGAGGACAGUAAGAAUGAGAUUAAGGAUGAGAGUGAGGAUAAGACUGAGGCUGACGCAGACUCCAACAGCAAGGAGGACAUUGGGACCAGCGAUGCCCCUCAACCACAAGAGGAUGACAGUGAAGAGGACACUGAAGUCCAGCCAGAGGACACUGAUGAUAGCAUGAUGAAGGAGCCCAAAGAUUCUGAUGAUGCUGACAAAGAUGAUAUGGACAAGGAUGCCUCUGACUCGGAGGAUGACAAAUCUGAAUCUGAUGCAGAGCCAGGUUCAGAUUCACACAAAGAUGAGGAUGAGACCGACGAGGAUUCCGAUGAUGCGUCAGAGUCCAUGGCCAAAGAAGACGAUAUGGAUGAUGAUGAUGACAUGGAUGGGGCAGAAACAAUGGCUCCAGAUUCAGAAGCUGUUCCAGCUGACAUUCUGGACCAACCAGAUCAACAGGAUUACAUGACACAGGGUGACUCUCACGGCGUUGAUGCACCGGCCGCCCAGUCUUAGCCCUGUAGCUGGAGCCCACAGGACGCUGUGAAUGGAAUCAGACAGUUUGAUAGUCCCAUCAUGGUGAAUCCCACAUAAAACAACACGACCUCCCGCAGUCAUGACAAAAACAGCGUAAAAAAACUUACGUUUCUUAAGUUCCUUAACCCUCUCUUGCCACUCAAAAUGGUGAAGGUGUCUACGGGGAUACAAUUAAAUUAUUCUACUGUUUUGGUGUACAUUACCUUUUUAGCCACUUUUUGACUGCAUUGUUGUUUUUUGGCAUCUCAAGGGUAGUUUAAUAUUUGAUCAUGGAGAAUAUAUAUUUUUUCAACUUUGUUUUUUUUAAAGACAGUUUAUUUAAGUUGUGACAUCAUCAUUAUAUAAGUUACACCCCUGUCUAAUCAACUAGUGUGUUGAUAAAAUGGUCACCAUGUUCCCUUAUAAUGCCCUUGAAAAAAAGUCUGUUUUUUUUAAGAUAGCACUCAGUCAUUGUAGGUUUGCUAGGUUUCUGCAGGUUGUGGGUUACUACAGUUUUCCUCUUGCUUUCAUGUGAUGCAUUGCUGUCUCAGUCCUUGACAGAAAGCUCAAUUGGCACAUUUUCCUUAACCGAUAAAAAUAACUCUACUGGCUCAGUUCAACAUUCAUUUUAAAGUUAUGAGAAACAUAAGGUCCUUUAUACAAAAUGAAGUGUACAUACAAUGUCUUUGAUCAGAUAUAAUCUACAUUGGUUGGACAAAUGGUAAAAUAACAAUUGCAUAGACAUAAUGAGAAUUUAAUUUCAUAACUGUAUGCACACAGGGGGGAUAUCUAAUAAAGAUUGAGUUGUCAGAUAA
Molecule: messenger RNA, 2815 nt
Organism: Salvelinus fontinalis (brook trout)
Lineage: Eukaryota; Metazoa; Chordata; Actinopteri; Salmoniformes; Salmonidae
Product: otolith matrix protein OMM-64-like
Exons: 20
Coding region: 99-2000 (633 amino acids)
Source: RefSeq, a predicted model, not a curated record